GUUUAGUUUGCCUCAAGACGUUUUCUAGCGCACACCAGGAGAGAUUCAAGAAACACAGAGCUGAGUGUCGAGAUCCCGUAGAAAGCGGUGGAGAGAUUCGUCUUUAAGACUGAGAUUCAUCUACCAACGAGCAGAACGCUCCCCCCCCCCCCAAGUUUCCUCCUGGAAUCGCAGGUCCUCCUCCACCAAAAUCAUUGCAGAUCUCAGCCACCCCACGACCGCGUAAACGCAAAAUCACCGGUUUCGUUCACACAACAACUGCUGAGAACCAAGAAGAGUGUAAUGUCAAGCUGGUCACACUGUUGUGUGCAGCAAACAUCGAUCUCAAAAUUGUUGAGUCCCCUUUUUUGAAAGAUUUUAUUGAUGCUGUAAGGCCAGCUUACCAACUCCCUACCCUGGACGAGAUAAAGACAGUCUAUCUCAACAAAGUUUCGAAGACAGUAGAAGCUAAAAAACAGGAAGUGUCAUCUGCAGAUGGGAUAUUGUUGUUAAGCAAAUCAGAGCUUGUUGUUGGAGAGACGGAAACCAAAAAAUUAAUGGCAGUGAUUCAAGCCUGUGAAGGCACGAGACUCUAUGCUGGCACAUGGAAUGUUGAGCGGACUGUUAUGCAGCUACCCGAAUCACUUGAAGCAGAGGUUAUUUGUAAUGUAUGCAGCCAAGUUGAAGACAAAUAUGGAAUGCAUCUCUAUGCUGUUGUCUUGGAGGACCAAAUGAUGGAGCUAAAAGUGGAGAAGGACCCAAAUAUUUGGUAUUUCAUUGAUCAAAAAGCAUUGAUAAAGUUUGCAGCUGAAAAAGUAGAGAAGAAAAAUCUAACUGCAUGCUUAAACGACCUCACGCAUGAAUGUCAAAUGAAAUCGGUGGGCGAGUUACCUAAACGUUACACUUUCUCAUCAAGAGGCUCUGUUUAUGCAUGGCAGGAAAGACAUAAAUUGGUCUCUUAUUACCUCCAAGAUGUAGCAGCAGUGAAAUUGCUAGCAGGUGCAGGCAAAAUCGAGCUGAACAAAGACAUUGCUAAUCGUAUUUUUGAUGUAGAAUUCGAACAAGACGUUCAACAGGAGCUUGAUUUAUUGACAUCAUUGAAGAACUUGGAGGAUAAAUGUGAGAAUAAACAAACGACUCUGGCAGAUACUGUCGAGGCGUAGCAUGAAUUUGAGAAAAUAUGUGAAGACACUCACGAGGGGAAGAUUGAUUUUGACAAAGAUAUGUUUUCCUCACUCAUGCUAGCAUCCAAUUUCUUUCAUCACCAAUAUCGUGGUCAGUGCUUUUCUCAGAAUUCAGUAAGAAUGCAGAAUCUGACCGAUUUCCUGGUACAAGCUCUAUCGAUUGAUGGUUUGAAUGGGUACACAGCCUACAAAAAAAGGCAAGCAUCAUUUCAAAAUUUGUUCAGGAAGAAAAUUGUCAAGUAGGAGCUCUUCUGGAACUUGGCUGGGGAUAAAUACCCUGACUUGACUAGAUUCGUCCAGAAAAUCCUGCGACUACCAGUAACAACCCUUAAAAUUGAUUUUUCGGCAGUUCCUUCAAACAAUCUGUCACCAAGCACUCACCAAAAACUCGUGGAUAUCCAUCAUCACCUGAAGAUCGACGAGCUGUUCUGACGUAGCAGGAUAGGAAGUCUCUCAUCACUCAUCCAUGAUCAUGGUCUUGACGAACAAGAGUAAUACUCAACUGCUACAAUUUGCCUGGUCUCUAAUGAUGUACUUUAUUAUUAUUAUGACUUUUUAAAAUUUUUGUUCUACAUUCCAGCUCUUCCUUAUACCUUGGAAUAUUUACAAGGCCGUGAAACGUUAAACAAUGCCAAAAAGCUUAAAUUUGUUGUUUUUCCAUUUGAUAAUUUAAAGCGUGUUGCAUUGUUCUCGAUAGAAAUUUUCCAAUGUAGGAAUUUCAUCAAAGAUUAGAUUUAUUGAAACUAUAAUUGUUUUCAGUUAACGAUUAUUAUCAUAGAAGAUAUCAACGGGUAGA
Molecule: messenger RNA, 1959 nt
Organism: Diachasmimorpha longicaudata
Lineage: Eukaryota; Metazoa; Arthropoda; Insecta; Hymenoptera; Braconidae
Exons: 3
Coding region: 537-1142 (201 amino acids)
Source: RefSeq, a predicted model, not a curated record